AUGACUCUCAUUCUACCACUACCGUGCAUGGCAGGAAGAUAUCCGCAAGUGCCAGCAGUGCCAGAAGUACCAGCACCAUACCAUCCAAAGCAAAAGAGGAGACGGCUUCAAAAAGCAAAUCCCAUGCGCAACUCAGAUACAAGAUUCUACUCUUGCAUACUUGCAAACACUCGCCUCCACAUGCAAUCCUGCUUUUCGGAUAACGCUGUACCGACAGGGGCCAUCAACCUGGCCGGCAACCGCAAGGGUCAGCCCCAAGUCCACACCUCUCCCGAGACCCAAGCUCUGAAUAUUUCAGAAGCUUCUCUCACCAGCUUCUACUCCAGCAAGAGCUCAACCAACAUGUUAAACGAAUUCCAGCAGAGGAGGAGGUUGAAGACGCCCGUAUUUUUCGUUGGACAAUUGGAACGGAACUCCGUGUUAUGCGCGCUGGACCAGGCCCAGAUGUUAGCCGAGGAGUACCAGGCGGUGCUCCCGUUGCGGCUGAAGACUUCGUUCGUGGAGCUGCAACCCGCAAAGCGACCGAAGAAGUUGAGGAAGAUUAAGAGCCAGCUGAGCCUCAGAGAAUUGGUGAAGCUGCACUCGCAAAGCUCGCCGUCAACACCUGGAUCGGAUGCCGAGACUCUGAUCGGCUCCCCCGCUUGGCCACAGUCAUCCAUGAACGAGCAGUUCAGCAGAGACACUACUCACAGUCUCCCCAAGAUUGAAGAGGAAGAGAUCCUACUCUCUCCAAAUCGGAAUCCCCAUAGCGACGAGGGCCUGAAAAUCUGCACCGAGCUUCUCACCACCGAGCUCGCUUCAUCUCUCCUCCGGUACCACCCGACCGAGAAUCGCGACCGCGCAUGCGAGCUGCAUGUUCUGCUUAUGAUCGAAGCAUAUGAAAGAGUGCAGCAGGAUGUCCGCAAGAUGCUUUCCGACGCGGGUGUCACGGGCAAGCAGUUCGGCCACGUGAAAGCUGCAGAAGGGAUUCUGGACCAUUGGCUACAUGCGCUGUAUGCGGUGUAUGAUCGCUCGCAGGUAGAUGAGGAGAGGAGGAACCAGUUGGAUUGUGAGUGGCCUGUGAGGAGCUCGCAUUGCUCUACCAGCUCAUCACCAAGCGAGAGGUAG
Drepanopeziza brunnea f. sp. 'multigermtubi' MB_m1 is the source of this 1107-nucleotide messenger RNA. RefSeq lists its product as uncharacterized. NCBI's taxonomy places the organism in Eukaryota, Fungi, Ascomycota, Leotiomycetes, Helotiales, Drepanopezizaceae. The record is from RefSeq and is a predicted model, not a curated record.